This is a messenger RNA of Thalassophryne amazonica, 3130 nucleotides long. RefSeq names its product F-box only protein 6-like. Bases 112 to 924 code for a protein of 270 amino acids. Lineage: Eukaryota; Metazoa; Chordata; Actinopteri; Batrachoidiformes; Batrachoididae. The transcript has 7 exons. The record is from RefSeq and is a predicted model, not a curated record. Gene Ontology annotation, molecular function: protein binding; ubiquitin protein ligase activity. Gene Ontology annotation, cellular component: SCF ubiquitin ligase complex; cytoplasm. Gene Ontology annotation, biological process: glycoprotein catabolic process; SCF-dependent proteasomal ubiquitin-dependent protein catabolic process.
AAGAAGAAGAAGAAGACGACGACGAAGAAGAAAUAUAAGUAGUUUAGCGGCGAGAGAUGCCACAAAAAAGAAAACAACCAAAAUACGAGUGGAGGCAAGAAGAAAACAGUUAUGGGUUCUUCUCAAAGCUCUGACUCCACGGAGUUGUCGAGUCCCACCUCAGCGGCUGCCACUUCCUCAGAUGUAUUUGUCAACCUUCCUCUGGAGAUCUUGGAGGAGACCUUCUUGAAUCUUCCAGCCCAGCAGGUGGUUAAUGUUUGCUGUCUGGUGUGCAAACAAUGGAAAUUUGUGGCCGAUAGUGAUUCUUUGUGGAAAGAGAGAUGUAGAAGAGAAGGCUAUUACCGUGACGGUUCUUCUAAAAUUCCCGAAGACUGGAGACUGUUUUAUUUCUUGUGCAAAAAUAGAAGAAACCUCCUCCAGAAUCCAAAAGGAGACCAAAAAUUAAGUGGCUGGCACAUUUUGGAGAACGGUGGUGACAAAUGGAAAGUAGAGGAACCUAUGGUGCCACAUCCAGAUGAGACGGUCCAGAAAAACUUUGUGACCUCUUAUAUGAUGUGUAAAAAGUGCCAGUUGAUUGACUUGGAGAAAGAGGGUUACAACUCGUCAUUUAUGGAUGUCUUCCAGCCAGCCAUCAAAAUAUCUGAUUGGUAUGCACCACGCUGGGAUUGCGGCUGUGAAUAUGAGAUCUGUGUGGAGUUGCUGAAUGCGAGAAAGCGGAUAAUCCAGAAAUUUGCUCCUGAGAGGAUUUAUUUUGAACAGUGGAACAACCAACAGUGGAAUCAGUUGACCCACAUAUUCCAAAACUAUGGACCUGGAGUGCGAUAUAUCCUCUUUACACACGGAGGAAAGGACACGCAGUUCUGGGCAGGAUGGUAUGGAAUUCGUGUUACCAACAGCUCUGUGGAGAUAUGUCCUGAAAAGUGACACACAUACCAUCUAAUACCUGCUGCCAUCCUCUGCCUAAUAUUGCACCUUUUGAAAGCCUUAUUUUUGUACUGUUCAUGUGGAGUUUUUGCACAUAAAGAAUGAUAAAUACUCCGUGUACAUAAUGUAAAUGAACCUUGAAUGUGUUGUAUAUAUGUAACCAUUAGACAUCGUGAAGUUAGUGUCGAGAUUGCUACUGUAUAUGUGGCAUACUAAAAUUACACAGUUCAACUCAUUCAAAAUGCUGUUCAUAUAAUUUCAGUGAAAAUCUUAUCACUUAAAAUGAGGUAUUUAACAGGGGAUUGCAUACACUCCAUAUUGGAUUUUGGUCAAGCAGGGGAUUGUGGGAAAUGUGUGCGUGCUGCAGAUACACUCAGAAAGUAAACAGCCUCAGAAUGCUGGGGAUUACUUGUGUCCCUGGAUGCUUCGUAACAGAGUUGGAUAUAGGGAAGCUAGUUUGCGCACUCCUUAUACCGCUAAUGUAAUGCUACCGUGCCUACGUGAGGGCACAGCCACCAUUACCAAAGAAGGCAAAAAUUACCCAGAUGUGCAAUACAGCCUCCAUGUGAGUGAAUGCGGAAGUACAGAUGGCACUCAAUGCAACAGGUUUCUGUGUAGGCUCUCAGUUGUCCAGGUGGUUUCCAUAGUAGAGAUGCUUGAAUCUUCGACUGGACUGGGUUGCUUGACGUGAGGACGUUUCAUUUCAAAUCACAGAAGCUUCCUCAGCUAAAAUUCUUGCUCUGGUAGUUUGACUUCUGUCUUGACUCUUGUACAAGAAAACGGGUCAACAUCCAUCAAAUCAGCAAAACCAAGAGUUUGGAAUCUGCUUAUGAAUGGCAGCAAUAUUGCAGUGAGCCUGUUAGACUAACUGGUGCUCAUCAUACCUCCUUCUCACCGUAUGAAGAUGUGCAUGAAAGAAAAUAAUUCCAGUUCAACAAUGUCAAAGGGAGAAAAUUGAGAUUUUUGUUCUAUUGAUGCAUCAUGUAAUAAUUCUGUAAGCACAACUUCUCUGCAACCGCUUCAUGGAUUUCAAGGAAGCCACUAAAUGGGAGCACACCACUUGAUGUGGAAAACAUUUUUUGGUCAGACAUCAAGGGAAGAAAAUUAUUUUUUUUUUUUUAAUGGAUCAGAUUUGACAAAUACACAAAGUGGUUCACAAUUUUUUUUUCAAGUGUUAAAUUACAAAUUAUAUACUACCACCAAUCUAUAAUACAAGUAACUGGUAUGGCAGAGCAGGGGGAAUCAUUUGGGGAGCUUGAGCUCCUCUUUGUUUUGCUCUGUAAUGUGAUGGUGAAACCAUGUAAAUUUUUUUUUUUCCUUCGUGUAAUGUUCUGUGGCAUACACGUUCUUACGCCAUACAUAUGUUAUGUGUACAUACAGAGCCAUCAAGUCAACAUAAGGGUAAGUUAUAAUACUGGUUUAUUGUGACAUGUUAUCACAAGCAUGAUACAGUACAACUGAAUAAAAACCUAAGACACAAAGGUAAUGUUCUCAUUUGAAAAUUACUUUAGUCACCCUCUCUCAUUUGCAUUAUUGCUAGCAUUGGUUUCAUAGGAGUUGCACUCACAGUAUUUACAGAUUGACUUCAAAGUACAUUAAGUAUUGACAUGAUCAAAAUGUGUUGCUCUCUCACUUGUUGCAGGGAAACAGCAGGUUUACUCGGUUUAGAAAGUCGUGUACUCCACAAGGUUUGUACACAAACAUCCAAAAGGAGCUGAACUGAAGCAACUUUUGACAAUUGGUAUUUGGGAUGUUACAGAACUUAAUUCAUGCCAACUACAAAUUGGCAUGAAUACAGAGAUGAUUAUGUUUAAUCUCGUCACAAUUACUUAAAUGUAGCAGUAACACGAUACUUCACAUUAUGCUCAAAUACUGUAGGUUUUCCAACUUUUUGAAUUAGCCUUCCUAAAAUCUUGUGUAAAUAGCCAUUAUCUCUAUAAAAAUGAAGAUAUGCUUGAUCAAGAGCUGAAUAUUCUGUUAAGGAAUAUUGUUGGUAAACUUCAAAUGCUCAGUCUUCCAGAUUACUUCAUUAAUUACUUGUUAUAUUAACCAUCUUGCAGAACCUUCUUUAUCAAUUUGUGUGCCUCUUUUUCAGUGACACGAAAACAUCAUGAUGUCUGAGAAUCGAAACAGAAUUCCAUCAAUGGCCACAAUGUUUUUAAAUUAUUGCGGGUUCACAGCAGAAACACUUGAAUGACAGUGCUAU